Molecule: messenger RNA, 1068 nt
Organism: Exaiptasia diaphana
Lineage: Eukaryota; Metazoa; Cnidaria; Anthozoa; Actiniaria; Aiptasiidae
Exons: 1
Coding region: 1-1068 (355 amino acids)
Molecular function (GO): nucleic acid binding
Source: RefSeq, a predicted model, not a curated record
AUGGCGGGAAUUUCACUAUCAGCGAAAGGUAGAACGUAUUCUCGUGGAAAGGCUGCCAAUGAAGAUUUAAGAACCAUUAUAAUCGACAAAAUUGUCAGCGAUGGAGGAGAUAUGGCUACUGGUUAUUUUGGAGGUAGUUUCAAAGAUAUUGCAAAUAUGUACCACGUAUCCGAAACUUUUGUUGCCAAGAUCUGGAAUCAAGUCUGUGAAACAUUGGAUCACUUGCCGUCAAAAAGGAAAUCUGGUAAUCCGCCACAUCUACAACAAGAAGAUAUUGACCUAGUAGAACUUUUAAAGCUAGAAAAUCCAUCCAAAUCAUACAAGUCAAUCAAAGAAAAUAUCGAUAGUUAUUGUAAUGUAAACGGCGGUACUUCGUUAACAGCGAUUGGAAAUGUUGUGAGAAAUAAACUAUCUGAAGGCCCAUUUACCAGAAAGCGACUCGCUAAACCGUCGCAAAAUAAGUUUACGCCAGUGAACUUGAAUUAUUGUCAAAACUUCCUGGAUACAAUAAGCACACUACCUCCUGAAAGUUUGAAAUUUUUUGAUGAAGCAGGCGUUCAUUCCGGGUCUGGGAAUUCUGUGUACGGACACUCACUUCGCGGAACACACGCCAUCGAAAUAUCGAAGAACAAAAAAGGCSCAAAUGUCACUCUAAAUCUACUGUGUGGUUUGGAAGGAGUUCUUUACGCUAAUACUGUAGAAGGAAGUUCCGACACAAUAACUUUCUUAGAUUUCUUUGAUGAAGCGGGGCAAGCUAUGACUGAUUAUGGCAAUCCAGCCAUUGAGUUUGGUGACUAUAUCAUUUUAGAUAAUUGCGCAAUUCAUCGUUUUGAAGCUGCUCAAACGCUGCAUAGAUGGCUAAUGCUUAGAGGUGCAAACCUUAUAUUUACCCCUUCCCUUUCUCCAGAAUUUAAUGCUGCUGAGUAUUGCUUUAACAAAAUGAAAGUUACUUUAAAAAGAGAGGAAUUUGCGCCUAUACUUAGGCAGAAUGUACAUGCCGCCAUAUAUCAAUCUCUUGGACACAUUAAUGUUUCAGACAUGUAUGGCUUCUACAGCAAACUUUUAUGA